AUGGCGCUCACUGAAGAAUGUAGUGCUAUAUUGCAAAGGAAGCUGCCCCAAAAGUUGAAAGAUUCGGGGAGGUUUACUAUACCUUGCACAAUUGAAGAAUUUGAAUGUAAGCAUGCCUUGUGUGAUUUGGGGCCAAGUAUUAAUCUGAAGCCCUUAUCUAUUUUCAGAAGGCUUGGUUUGGGUGAGGCAAGACCAACAACAGUCACUCUACAAUUAGCAGAUCGAUCGGUGAAGCAUCCACGGGGUAUCAUAGAAGAUGUUCUUGUGAAGGUGGAUAAGUUUAUUUUUCCUGCUGACUUUAUCAUUUUUGACAUGGAGGAGGAUAUGAAUGUACCUAUCAUUCUUGGAAGACCAUUUCUAGCCACAGGCCAAGCUCUCAUUGAGGUUCAAAAGGGAGAGCUUAAACUCAGAGUUCAAGGAGAUGAGGUGGUAUUCAAUGUCUUCAAGGCAAUGACAUAUCCGGUGGCUAGUGACAGUUACUAUAGUGUGGAUGUAAUAGAUAAAGAAGUUUCGAAAAGAAGGGUGAGUAGUGAUGCUUUAGAGGCGGUGUUGAUAGGUGGUGAGGUACAUGAUGAUGAUGCUGAGAUGAGAGAAUAUGUAAAUUGGAUUAACUCUUACCAACCGUAA
Molecule: messenger RNA, 627 nt
Organism: Humulus lupulus (European hop)
Lineage: Eukaryota; Viridiplantae; Streptophyta; Magnoliopsida; Rosales; Cannabaceae
Exons: 1
Coding region: 1-627 (208 amino acids)
Source: RefSeq, a predicted model, not a curated record